This is a messenger RNA of Parnassius mnemosyne (clouded apollo), 1044 nucleotides long. NCBI's taxonomy places the organism in Eukaryota, Metazoa, Arthropoda, Insecta, Lepidoptera, Papilionidae. The record is from the annotation of a GenBank genome assembly.
AUGUCUGUUAUUUCCUUAAUUUUAUUUAUAUUUUUAUUAAGAUGGGUAUGUUGCAAAGAAAACCAAACGAUUAAUAAGUUCGAUUACUGUAAACAUCCAGAUUGUUCUAUGAAGAACCAGCAUACUUUAUGUGCAGCUAACAAUAAAGAGAGUUCCAGACUGUAUGCAUCGGGGAUGACAACUUGGAUGAGAUAUCAAGUGUUAUUGCUGCACAAUAGGCAUCGUGAUAACAUUGCUAUGGGAUUAGAGGCCGGUCAACCACCUGCAACUAAUAUGCGGAAGAUGUACUGGGAUUAUGAGCUCGAAGAGAUGGCUGAGGUUUGGGCUCGACAGUGCCAAAAGAGACACGACGAGUGCCGAAACACGAUCAGAUUUAAUGCCUUACAGAAUAUGGAUGUGCGUCCUGUAGUUCCCAGAGUGACCGAGGCGCAGUUACUUGCUGACACUGUUGGGGCGUGGUUUUCAGGAUCUAGGUCAUUGCCACCGGAAAACGUGUGGUCUUUUAAAUUGAGUAACUGUAGUGGUCCGGGUGGAUGUAAUGCACACUGGUAUACGGCGGCAGCUUGGGCUUCAACAUGGCGAUUAGGAUGUUCGCAAGCUCUUUGUACUGUUAGAAAACCGUCGUGUGUCCUAUUUCGUAAAAAAAGGCGAACACGUCGUUUCGAUAAUAAUAUUGAGUCAGAAGAAAUAAAACCUAGCAGUACCACUACAACAACUGAAAAUAUUCUUCGAAGGACGAGAUAUAUGACACCACCAAAAUCAUCGAGAUUUGAAGACUUCGCAACUACUGUUAGGGAUGAUGAUGCAGAAUCGCCUUUAUAUCGUGGUGUUUUAAAUAACAUUUCAAGAAGGAGGCGAAGGGACUUAAAAAUUGUAGCAUUUACAUUCUGUAAUUAUGGACCGGCGGGGAACAUUGAAGGUUUUCCCAUUUAUGAAGCUGGCGCUACUUGUGGUAAUUGUCCCCAAGGCACUCACUGCAGGGAUCGUACUCACAGAGCUUUGUGUUCGGUAGUAAACGAUCCUGACGGGCAACAUGGGGGCUGA